AUGGGAAUUAUGGAUGUCCCCAAUGGGCAGUCUAGCGUGGCCACCUUCGCUGCUACUGCUUCCGAGAAGAGCAGCAGCUCGGAGUCCCUCAGCGACAAGGCCUCCUCUGAGCUGAAGAAGAGCUUUGAUGCCGUCGUGUUUGAUGUCCUCAAGGUCACACCUGAAGAAUAUGCGGGUCAGAUCACACUCAUGGACGCUCCAGUAUUCAAAGCCAUUCAGCCAGAGGAGUUGUCGAGCUGUGGCUGGAACAAGAAGGAAAAGCACAGCUCCGCCCCCAACGCUGUGGCCUUCACCCGCAGGUUCAACCAGGUCAGCUUCUGGGUGGUCCGGGAGAUCUUGCACGCGCAGACCCUGAAAAUCAGAGCAGAGGUGUUGAGUCUAUACAUCAGAACAGCAAAGAAACUCUGUGAAAUGAACAACCUCCAUGCAGUGAUGGCGGUGGUGUCUGGUUUACAAAGUGCUCCGAUCUUCAGGCUGACCAAGACGUGGGCGCUGCUGAGCCGGAAGGACAAGGCCGCGUUUGAGAAGCUGGAGUACCUGAUGUCGAAGGAGGACAACUACAAGCGUCUGCGAGACUACAUUAGGAGUCAGAGCAUGACCUCCUGCAUUCCUUACCUGGGGAUGUACCUGUCAGACCUGACCUACAUCGACUCGGCCUACCCCUCCACCGGCAGCAUCCUGGAGAAUGAGCAGCGCUCCAACCUGAUGAACAACAUCCUGAGGAUCAUCUCCGACUUGCAGCGCUCCUGCGAGUACGACAUACCAGUAUUGCCUCAUGUCCAGAAGUAUCUCAACUCUGUCCGUUAUAUCGAGGAGCUGCAAAAAUUUGUGGAGGAUGACAACUACAAGCUCUCCUUAAAAAUCGAGCCAGGCACCAGCACCCCUCGCUCCACUGCCUCCAGGGAGGACCUUGUAGGCCCGGACGCGUCUGCGUCUCCUUUGUGUGGUCGGAGGGGCACUGCUGCAGAGGGUGCCCUGUCCAAAGUGCCGCCCACCCCACCUUCGCCCCGAAACCUGCUUCCCUAUGGACACAGGAAGUGCCACAGCCUGGGCUACAACUUCAUCCAUAAAAUGAACACAGCAGAGUUCAAGAGUGCCACCUUCCCCAAUGCGGGCUCCAGGCACCUCCUGGACGACAGCGUGAUGGAGAGCCACACCCCCACCCGUGGGCAGGCUGAGAGCUCCACCCUGUCCAGCGGAAUUUCCCUGGGCAGCAGCGAGGGCUCAGAGCUCAGUGAAGAAAUGUCUUGGCCAGCCAUUGAAAGGAACCGCUUCUAUCACUCCCUCGGCCCAGUAACCAGGGUGGCCCGAAUUCCUUACCGAGGAGUCCUGAAAGCCAGCAGCUCAGCAGAGUCCGAGGAGCUGGCGGUGCACCUGUACCCUGGAGCCGUGACGGUGCAGGGGGUGCUGAGGCGCAAGACUCUGCUGAAGGAGGGGAAGAAGCCUACGGUGGCUUCGUGGACAAAGUAUUGGGUGGCGCUGUGUGGGACCCAGCUCUUCUACUACCCUGCCAAGUCUCUGAAGGCCACAGAGAGAAAGCACUUCAAAUCCACCUCCAGCAAGAGCACUUCGGUGGUGGGCUGGAUGGCUAUGAUGGCUGACGACCCAGAACAUCCCGAUGUCUUCCUGCUGACGGACUCGGAGCACGGCAAUUCCUACAAGUACCAGGCCGGGAACCGGAUGAACGCUCUGCUGUGGUUCAAACACCUUAGUGCAGCCUGCCAAAGCAACAGACAGCAGGUUCCAGCAAAUCUGAUGUCCUUUGAGUGAACGGCGCCGAAGAUGGCCCUGUGAGAGAGGGAGAGUGGGUAGUGACUCAGCCGCUCUUGGCGGAAGCCUUCCACUGCCAUGACCCCAGCCUCGCCACACCCCGUCUGCCACUGCUGCCUUACCGAGAGAGGAGCUGGGGUGUGUCUGAGGUGCAGCGCAAGCACAGAGCACCAAGCCGCUGGCUGCUUCACUACUGACUACGGACCCGUGCUGCUGCGAUGCUUCUCCUCUGUGGCUUUCUCUUGGUUUCGUUCUUUGUUCUUUUUAUUAUUACUAUUACGAUUAUUAUUUGUUUCCUUCCUGAUGUCAGCACCUCAGAACUCAUCAACAGAGUGGGCUAUGAAUUAGUACCUUUCCUCCUUGGGCUUUUUCGGGGACAGUUGGACAUAAACCCUCACCCUUUAUUGUUCUCCCAUUAUUUUAGCAUUUUUUUUUCCUGUUUUCUCUCACCUCCUCUUUGCGAAACGUGCUGAGUAAGGGUUAUAAAACGCACUGCCGUUCAUAUACACUUACUGUACGGCACCCAGUGGUUAUAUAAUCUGGGAGACAGGGGAGUAAUGUCUGUUAUACUAUCCAUACAUCCAGCAUGGUGAUGGCUGUGCUUCUGCAAUUCUUCAGCAGAGCGGGGACAUUUAUUAUGAGUUGGUCCCUUUGAUGCUGUUCCUCUCUUGCAAAAAAAAAAAAAAAAAAAAAUGAUCGUCUACUCACAGCACAGUGGGGCUCAAGGAAGUAUGGACUCAAGGUUUUCUACACAUUUUUUGGGAAACUUCACGUGCUCUAAUAUUUGCAAAACUCAGAACAAAAGGCCUCUGGUUGCCUGUGAUUUCCAGCUGAUCAUCUCCAGGCACCUUUCCUUGGGAUUCUGAGGUAGAUCACUCUUUGUUCCCUGUCUUUGUCCUGUGAUAAAUGAGAUUUACUCCAACACCUCAACUCAGAGGAAAUGGGAAAUGCAAUAUUAUGUUUUCCAGAUGACCCUGAGUUCAUUGGGACUUUUUAACCACUUUUUUUUUUACUAAUCUGUUUUCACCAAGAGCACUGGAGAUUGUAAACACACAAUAAUUAGACACACACUUACCGUAUAGAGGACCUCCCAUGCACCCCCCAUGCCUUCCGCCUUGCCUGUACUCCUAUACUGUAUAUGUAGAUAUUCUUUUCUGGCACCUGAACUAAGCUCCCAGAGGUACUAUAAAAACCAAACUGAUUUUUCUGAACUGUUACGAUGACCUGGUCACAUUUGGGUUAUCUUUAAAACAAAAUGUGUGUGUGUGU
Molecule: messenger RNA, 3039 nt
Organism: Megalops cyprinoides (Indo-Pacific tarpon)
Lineage: Eukaryota; Metazoa; Chordata; Actinopteri; Elopiformes; Megalopidae
Gene: ralgps2
Product: Ral GEF with PH domain and SH3 binding motif 2
Exons: 19
Coding region: 1-1770 (589 amino acids)
Biological process (GO): Ras protein signal transduction; positive regulation of GTPase activity
Cellular component (GO): plasma membrane
Molecular function (GO): guanyl-nucleotide exchange factor activity
Source: RefSeq, a predicted model, not a curated record